AUGCCUCAGCAACCGCCGGGCAAACAGCGAUCGGCCAACGCCUGCAACACCUGUCGGCGUCGCAAGGUGAAAUGCUCAGGCGAGCAGCCAUGUCGCAACUGCGUCAGGAAUAAGCUUGACUGUGAAUUUGGCGCGGGGCGACAGCGAUACUCCGAAGCAUAUGUCCAAGAAUUGAGGGCAACAGUCACACGAUAUGAGUCUCAAAUAAGAGAGCUCAAGUCAUCAACACCAGCCCCAGCCCCGGGCGGUGUUUCAGUGGCUUUGGAGAACACUCUGGGCAUUGCACCCACAGAACCAACAGGCGAAGUACCACCGCCACCAAGUUAUUCCUCAAUAGAACGCGCACCUGGCCCCUUGUUCGAGCAGCGCGUCCGAAAUUUGUUCCAUGAGAACUCCGGUAGAGACACAGGAUCCCCAGAACAAGACUCACCAGAGAUGCGCACAACGCAUGAUGAGCAGCAAGACGCACCUUUCACACCAGAAUGGACUUCAACAGAAGAGUUGAUCAGAGGCAUCCCGCCUCAAAUUAUGCCGGGGGAGGCAGAGUCGAAUCGUCUACUGGGACUGUUUAAUGACUACAUGAGCGGCAACCAACAUUUCAUCGACCAGAGGACCUUUGCAGACAACUUGACAUUAUUAUUCCAGAACCAGGCUACUCGAGCGAAACAGAUGAAGACUCCUUGGUUCACGCUCUACUUGCUGGUGAUGGCGAUGGGCAAGUUGAUGGAGGCCGAUAGGAGGAUCUACGAUGGCCCGCCAGGAGCUUUCUAUUUCGCGGAAGCUAUGAAGAGGUUUCCGCCUCUCCACAGUAUCAGCGAGUACGGCAUUGUGGGAGUUGAGAUAUUAUGUCUUGCGACAACAUAUUUGCAAUGGUGUGACAGGAAGAAGGACUCAUACUUCUUUGUCGGCACUGCUGUACGACUUGCUCUGACAUUGGGCUGCAACCUGCCGUUCGCUGAGCAGCAAUGUUUGCCUUCAGAAAGAGCCCACCGCACAAGGAUAUGGUGGACUGCGUACAUGCUUGACCAACGCAUAUCAGCAGGGCUGGGAUUGCCAGCAUCUGUUGAUGACCGCCAAAUUACGUUCGACCUUCCGGGACCAUCGCCCGGAUUCGAGUCGCCAGAGGCACUGAACAUCAACGUUCGGAUUGCUCGCGCCACUUCAGAGAUCAUGACUUCAUUGUAUAGCAAUGGUGGCCUAUCUCAGGGUGAUCUCAUAAAGAAGAUGCGCAACGUUCUUCAGUCAUUAUACGACACGGGCCGAUCUAUUCCACUAAACAUUGCAAUCGACUUCAAGAGCAAGGAGCUUGAGGUCACAAGAUCCGGUUCUUCGCUGUAUUUGAGGUUGUUCUCGGCAAUCAUCCUCUGCAUUCGACCGAUACUACUCCAGAAAGUCAAGGAUAAGGUGCAAGAUACCCAGAAGCAAAUCGUCACACCAGCAAUCUCUCAGCUGUGUUUGCUUUGCAACGAGGCAGCAUUGAGGACCAUCCGCAUUCUGUAUGCCAUGAAGAAGCAAGACGAGAUUGCCCCUUUCGCAUUCUUCGAUUUAGACGCAGCAUUCUCAGCAGCAUUCGUGCUCAUCAUGCGAGGAUUCGCCCACAAGAACGACAGCCAAAAACCACCCCCUCAGGAAUUACAUCAAGCUGUGGAAGUCCUAGAGUAUCUCUCUGCAGCGGGUAAUAAUGCGGCUUCGCAUCGUUUAAAAGAGAUCAAGCAGCUAGAAGCACAUGUGUGGGGAUCGAGGUACUUCCCACCCGAAAAGGAUGGUGACGUGCAGAUGAAAGAUUCUGGAACACCCCACGGGGAACCCCACGCGGGAGGAUCCGGGGCUCAGGGAACUCCGGGGCAGUCUGGCGAGGGGUCGGGCUCGCAGGUCGUCUUAUCGCCGCCCGACCCGAGUCCCUCGACUCAGCCGUCGUGGGAUGGCGAGAUGUUUGGCACCGAGUCGGCCGAGUCGUAUGACCCCGACCAGCUGUUCGGCCUGGAUUUGAACGGAAGUCUGGGACAGGAGUUCAGCUUGGAAGCCGAGGGUAUCUACGCCAGUUUCAACGACCCGACGCUUCCGCUUACCGGAGUCGAUCAGCUGGACUGGGCCGAGCUGGAGAAGAUGAUGGCACCUGGUGGAUACGGAUCAUGA
Messenger RNA from Colletotrichum siamense, 2136 nucleotides. RefSeq names its product Proline utilization trans-activator (gene PUT3-2). The coding region runs from base 1 to 2136 and encodes 711 amino acids. Gene Ontology annotation, biological process: regulation of DNA-templated transcription; DNA-templated transcription. Gene Ontology annotation, molecular function: DNA binding; DNA-binding transcription factor activity, RNA polymerase II-specific; zinc ion binding. The transcript is spliced from 10 exons. The record is from RefSeq and is a predicted model, not a curated record. NCBI's taxonomy places the organism in Eukaryota, Fungi, Ascomycota, Sordariomycetes, Glomerellales, Glomerellaceae.